Molecule: messenger RNA, 1013 nt
Organism: Salvia hispanica
Lineage: Eukaryota; Viridiplantae; Streptophyta; Magnoliopsida; Lamiales; Lamiaceae
Source: RefSeq, a predicted model, not a curated record
CUAUAAAAUCCAACCAUGAUCAACCUCAACUCCUCACCCCACCUCUUUCCCCCAUGGCCUCCUCCAACCACUCCAACUUCUGCUGCGCCUUCCGCAACUGGAUGGCGCAGCAACAGCAGGACCUCGACGAGCUCGUGGCGGCCGACCCGACCGCCACGAGCCAGGAGGAGCUGGAGCACCUAAGGGACAAGUGCAUCAAGCAUUUCAAGGAGUACUCGGAAAGGCGGGCCGCCAUGGCGAGGCAGGACGCGCCGUGCCUCCUGUCCCCACCAUGGUGCUCCGCCUUCGAGACCGCCUUCAUGUGGGUCGGAGGGUGCCGGCCCUCGCUCUUCAUCCGGCUCAUCUACUGCGUCUGCGGGUCCGAGCUCGACGGGUUCCUCCGCGGCGAGAGGCGGGGCAACCUCGCCGAGCUCUCGGCGAGGCAGCUCGAAAUGAUCAACGAUCUGCAGUGCAAGACUGUCAAGGAGGAGGACCAGUUUUCUACAAGGAUUGCUUCUUUACAGGAGGAAAUUGCAGAUGAGCCGCUGGCAACGAUGGCGAAGCGAAGUGUGGGGGAGUGGAGCGGAGAGGUGGAGGCGGCAAUGGCAGCGCACGAGGCAGCGAUGGCGGAGGUUAUAUGCGAGGCGGAUAAGCUGAGGAUGGAGACGCUUAAGGAGGUGAUGAGAAUCCUCAGCCCGGUGCAGGCCGUCGAUCUCCUGAUCGCCGCGAAGCAGCUCCACAUCUCAAUGCAUUGCUGGGGUUCCAGAAGGGAGGAACAAACAUCCACAUGAACGACUUUCUCCCCAUGUCCAUGUAUAUAAAGUUUAUGUGCUUUCUCCUACUAGUUAAGGAAUAAAGCAAGAUGCACUAAAGGUAGGUCGAGUUUUUUAUGCAUCUCUGCCAUCCAAUAAAAUUAGUCUCUGCGAAUAUAGGGUAAGUUUCUCUCUCUGACGAGAUGAUUCAGAAGAGUUUCAUUUUCCACUCAUGAUUAAUACUCCUUCCGUCCUAUAAUAAAAGUCAUACUUAUCAUUUCA